GCUUUGGCCUGUCUGUCCACCGGAACCAAACACACGCAGAAAAAGGAGCAGAGACGAGACGACGACGACCUCCACCGCACCGCUCGCUAGCUAGCUCCACUCCACUCGGCAAAGCUAAAGCGUAUCGAAAGCCGACCAUUAUAACCCACACAAAUUCAUUCCUCAUCGCAGAAAGAGGGAGGAGAAAGGGAGAGGAGUGGAGGAAGAAGAACAGUCGCGCGCGUAGAGGGCUAGAGGUUGCAAGAAAAGCUCGAGCUUUUCUUGCGCGCGCCAUGGCGGCACGGUGGGCGGUGCUGUUGGUGAUGAUCGUGGUGUCCGGGGUGGUGGCGGACGACAGCGGCGAGAAGUGCACGGGGGAGUGCGGGAACCCGUGCGGCAUCCCGUGCACCUACUCCAGCCCGCCGCCGCCGGAGCCGGUGCUGCCCCCGCCCGUCGUCUACUCGCCGCCACCGGCGCCAGUCUACUCCCCGCCGCCGGCCGUGCCGGACUACCCGCCGCCCACGCCCACGCCCACGGCCGACUGCCCCCCGCCGCCGUACGGUGGGUACACGCCGACGCCCGGGUACACGCCCACGCCCUACACCCCCGCCACGCCGUCCGGCGGUGGGUACACCCCGACGCCGUCUGGAGGUGGCGGUGGCUACAACCCCACGCCGUCCGGGUGGUUCACGCCGCCCAACAUGCCGUCGUACCUCACCCCGCCGGGCCCGCUCUACCCGCAGGACCCCGGGUUCCAUCCCAACGCCGCGCCGGCUUCCGACGUGGCGUGGCGCGCGGCGUCACUCCUGGCGGUGGCGGUGGCCGGCGCCCUCGCCUUGUGAUCGACGACACGAACCGAUCGCGCUCGAUCGUGCACACGUCGCCGGCCGGCCGGGAGCGAGCAGCUGCACCGAGCGAGCGAUCGACCGAUCCAUCCGUGGAGCCAACCAUGGUAAUCGAUCAAGUGCGCGCGUUGGCGUUUUAAUUCCGUUGAUGAUUCCGUGUUCAUAAUAAGGUUAGGGAAGAUGCAAGUCUCGAUCUGUCAUAGCAAUAAUUUUUUGAAUUAUUCGUGUUGUUCAUGUUGUGGAUCAGUCAGUCGUUCUUGCUUUGUUCGUCAUGUACGUAAGUUGGUCCUGGUUACUUCACUUGGUCAUAGGAAGGAGAAGAUGUUCAUCAGACUAUGUGAUACAUACAUAUAUAUGUCUCUGAUUAAUCACUUUCGAAUUUAUGUUUUUUCAUGCCUCA
Lolium perenne is the source of this 1224-nucleotide messenger RNA. RefSeq lists its product as uncharacterized. The record is from RefSeq and is a predicted model, not a curated record. Lineage: Eukaryota; Viridiplantae; Streptophyta; Magnoliopsida; Poales; Poaceae.